AGUGUUGUUCUGCUGAAGAGGGCUGUGAAUCUGGGCAAUACAGAGGCCCUGGUGGACUUGACCAAUAUAUAUCUGUUGGGCAGAGGCAGUGUGCCGAUAGACUUUGACACUGCGCGUGAUCUGGCGCUUAAGUUAAUCGACAAAGAACACGGCUACGGCCACAGCGUCAUAGCCAUGUUGUACAGCUACGGCCUGGGAGUGGCAGAGGACCAGACCAAGGCAAUGCUACACUACUCAAUGGCAGCCAUACUCAACGACCCUCAUGGCACCAUGGCCAUGGCUUACAGGGCGAAGAUGGAAGUGAUGAUCUCGCGCAGCUGUUCACAUGCACAUCAGCUGUACAAGGCCUUGGCCUCGAACGAGAGUAUCUAUUUACCUACCUUGUAUGACGGGGAAUCUGUUGUACUCAACUGUGUCCUGCAUUGUAUCGUUGCUGUGGUGCUGGGCUGCAUGCAGGUGUCAAGUGUCAAGUGUCAUUUGCAUUUGGCGGGUGACAGUUCACAGCCUAUCUAUCGCUUGUUGGGCCGUGGUGUGGCAUUCGACGAGACUUCUGUGCAUAACGCGUACAAUGAGCACUGA
Sphaeroforma arctica JP610 is the source of this 579-nucleotide messenger RNA. RefSeq lists its product as hypothetical. The transcript has 4 exons. The annotation marks the transcript as partial. NCBI's taxonomy places the organism in Eukaryota, Ichthyosporea, Ichthyophonida. The record is from RefSeq and is a predicted model, not a curated record. Gene Ontology annotation, molecular function: protein binding. Gene Ontology annotation, biological process: ERAD pathway. Gene Ontology annotation, cellular component: endoplasmic reticulum membrane.